Messenger RNA from Onychostoma macrolepis, 3343 nucleotides. Its product is annotated as caspase-6-like. Gene Ontology annotation, cellular component: cytoplasm. Gene Ontology annotation, biological process: apoptotic process; proteolysis. The record is from RefSeq and is a predicted model, not a curated record. The transcript has 11 exons. NCBI's taxonomy places the organism in Eukaryota, Metazoa, Chordata, Actinopteri, Cypriniformes, Cyprinidae. Bases 999 to 1976 code for a protein of 325 amino acids.
AGUCACUCAGUCACUUAUUCUAGUACAUGAAAUAAUUGACUGUUUUGCCUAGUCUUAAAUGUUACAAUCCUUGUUAUAUCAUAAUGUGUUUAGGAGAUUAUAGUUUCAGACUGGUGAAUGGUAAAAAUGAGUGCUCUGGAAGAGUUGAGAUCCUUUAUAAUGGCCAAUGGGGAACAGUGUGUGAUGAUGGCUGGGACAUGAAUGAUGCUGCUGUGGUGUGCAGACAGCUGGGAUGCGGAUCAGCUAUUAGUGCACAAACCAGUGCUCAUUUUGGCCAAGGUAGUGGUCAGAUCUGGUUGGAUGAUGUGGGAUGUUCAGGACAUGAAUCAUCACUCACACAGUGCUCACAUCAUUCUAUUGGAACACAUAACUGUGAUCAUUCUGAAGAUGCAGGUGUCAUCUGCUCACAAGACAUUAGGUUGGUCAGUGGGUCUGAUUCAUGCUGUGGGAGAGUGGAGAUCCAUCAUAAAGGCCAGUGGGGAACCGUGUGUGAUGAUAACUGGGACCUGAAUGAUGCUGCUGUGGUCUGCAGACAGUUACGGUGUGGAUCAGCCAUCAGUGCACCUUACGGAGCCGCCUGGUCCAGGCAGUGGAUCAAUCUGGCUGGAUGAUGUUAAAUGUUCAGGAAGUGAAGGAGCCCUCACACAAUGUUCACACAGUGGAUUAGGAAAUCAUAACUGUAAACAUAGUGAAGAUGCUGGUGUUGUUUGUUCAGGCUGUUCUGAGAUUCCUGUCAGAAUGACUAGUUCUGCUCAGGCCGCUCCCACGAUAGUUGAUUGACAAGACCGUCUUACCCGCCCUGAGUGAGCUGAGAGCUGCCCGCCUCCGGUGCAGGGGAAGAAAAGAUAUCUCCGAUUAAGAGAUUGAGGCGUUUUGUUGUUGGAUGUAAUAAUGAAUAUAGCAGUCAUCAAUUACUCCCGACAUCUGAGCCGCUGAAAACGCAGAGGAUUAACUUUACUUUCGUUUUGAAGGGAAUGCGCUGAUCCCGAUCUGCCUAAAUGCGUCUAUGUUCGCGCGAAUCAUUCGUGAUCCAGCUACAUCUACAGAAGAAGGUCGCUCAGAUUCUCUCCGCUGAAGCAGCGAUGGCAAGUCAAGUCAAGAGCGAUAAAUCCGGGUCUGUGGAGGACAGCGCUUUAGCAGGACAGACAGUCAGAGAGAACAAAACAGAAACUGAUAGCAUUAAUCAAAGUGUAUUCAGUCUGGAUCCCAAUGAGGAGUAUAAGAUGGACCACAAGAAGCGAGGAAUGGCUCUGAUCUUUAACCAUGAACAUUUUUACUGGCAACUCACGUUGAACAGCCGCUCUGGCACAAAUGCAGACAGGCAGAACCUUGUUAGAAGAUUUCAAGACCUGGGUUUUGAAGUCAAGUCUUAUGAUGAUUACAAACGGGAAGAAGUUUUAUCAACAAUCGGAGAAGCUGCUGCUGCUAACCAUGUAGAUGCAGACUGCUUUGUCUGUGUCUUUUUAAGUCAUGGGGAAAAUGGUCACAUCUAUGCCAAUGAUGGGCAGAUCGAAAUUCAAGAAAUCACUGACUUGUUCAAGGGGAAUAAAUGCCAAAGCCUUGUAGGGAAACCCAAGAUCUUCAUCUUGCAGGCUUGUCGUGGUGACAAACAUGAUGAUGCUGUGACACCAAUGGAUGCGGUGGACAGUCUGACGGUCAAUGAAGUGGUUGUGGAUGCAGGGGCGCUCUGCACCCUUCCAGCAGGAGCAGAUUUCCUUAUGUGCUAUUCAGUAGCUGAAGGAUACUACUCUCAUCGUGAGACUGUGAAUGGCUCGUGGUACAUCCAGGAUCUGUGUGAAAUCUUGAGGCAUUAUGGAUCUACACUGGAGUUCACUGAUAUCCUGACACUUGUUAACAGGAAGGUUUCCAUUCGCAGUGUAGAUAACUGCAAGGAUCGCUCUGCUUUAGGCAAAAAACAAGUUCCUUGCUUUGCGUCCAUGCUUACUAAGAAGCUAUUUUUCAGGCCUAAGAAAUAAUACUAAUGUUAGGGCCUUAUUGCAGGUAAAAAUUCAGGGAUUAUAUUGUUUUAUUUGACUGUUGUGCUCCUAAAUAUACAUAAUUUUCAAAAUGGAAAUCAUGCUGGUUUGCAUGUUUUAGCCUGGAGGUUUGACAAACUCAGGGUUACAAAGUGCAAAUAGUUACUUUUUUUUACCCGUUAAUGAUGAUAGUUAUUAGGUUUCACUGUUUACACUAACAAUACAAAAAAUGCUUUGAAUUACCUGCAGAUGAAGACAGUCCUGUUUUUUUAGAGCAAGGAAAACUACUUAUGAAAAUGGAGCAAAGAAACCUUGAAAUUUAUGGAAUUUUUUAUAGUAAUGUAUAUCAGUACUGCACUACAUUCAUGAUCAAGCACUAAAGCAUGAUCUCUUUAUCUGUGAGACAUGUAGUAGUACCUCGAGGGCUGUUGAGAAUUUAGUUUAGUUUGAACAAAACGAGAAAUUCCAGUUUAACGAUUUAAAACAAAACUUGAAAAUCAUCUUAGACCGCAAACCUACUUAUCUACCAGCUUUGCAUACGAAACUACAUGGAACUAUAUGGGGAAUUAUGGUUUUUGUUUAAAAUUUUUAUCGUACAUGGUGUCUUAAAUGUUGAAAAGAGUGACUUUUAGAGAUCCGGCCACAGACAUACACUACACUUUUACAUGAUUCUGACACAUCAAAUAUUUUGGUCACCGUGCAUGUCUUUUGACCACUUGUCUUUUGGUGUUGAGUUUCAUCACAUGUGGUACUUGUUUAGUUAAAACUAAAAGUAAAUAUAUAAUGAUAAGAACUGAAUGUCUUUACACAUUGUUUACUCAGCUCUGUUAUCUUGGAGUGGAAUUUAUAGUAUGGCCGUUUUAAUGUUGUUGCAAGCCUCAUAAUAUGUAUCACAGUCUCUUUGAUAACGUAGAUGUUUUUUAGGUAUUCAUUUCCCUAAUAAUGUGACUGCUUUCUGUUCUGUUUGAACACGGAUUAUUGGGAAAUUGGCUGUUCUGCAACAUACUGUAUAAUUAACUAUUGCUGCAUGUGCAGUUGUCAGAAUUGAAUAGGCUUGCCUCUAUAUUCAAAUAAUAUUCCUCUGCAUUUAAGGCUUGCUCUAUAUAUGCUAUUUAGCAAAUCUAGGGUUAUAGUGCAGGUUUUCCCAAACUGUUAAAUUGAGUUUUUUUUUUUUUGUUUUUUUAAUAGAAAUGACAAUCUCAGAGUGCUUCAAGUAAAUAGUUGAUUAUUUGUAUUAAGAAUGCUUUGCAAAUAAAUCAGCAAUUAUAAUGUUAUUGUGGUGAAUGUUUAAUACACUGAAAAUGUUGUUGUUUUGUAUUGCAAGCAUGCACUUCUAUUAAAAUAAAGAGAUACACUGAUUAAUUGUA